Messenger RNA from Nilaparvata lugens (brown planthopper), 558 nucleotides. RefSeq names its product ubiquinone biosynthesis monooxygenase COQ6, mitochondrial-like. The record is from RefSeq and is a predicted model, not a curated record. Gene Ontology annotation, biological process: ubiquinone biosynthetic process. Gene Ontology annotation, cellular component: mitochondrion. The coding region runs from base 230 to 472 and encodes 80 amino acids. Gene Ontology annotation, molecular function: oxidoreductase activity. The transcript is spliced from 2 exons. NCBI's taxonomy places the organism in Eukaryota, Metazoa, Arthropoda, Insecta, Hemiptera, Delphacidae.
CUUGAAGCAGUCUGCUUCAAUCAUCUUCACAUCUUGUCUGUUACUGGUAUCUCACGUGUUUACUUUCUGUUUCUCUUUUCUUGCUAGUUAUAUUUUUAUUUCAAUAUCAGACACAGCUCACAAUUAGAUACUGUUACACUUAUAUUACAAUAUGAAUUGUUAACAAUAGUGAUAAAGCAAUUCCAAUUGUGAUCUUCCAGUUUAACAAAUUUGUCGAGAUAUCAACAACAUGGCAAUGUCAACUUUUGCAAUUAGACGAUUUGGAACAUCAGCUUUGCUAUGUAAACCAAAUAAGAAUUUUAAAAGUGAUGAUUUUGACGUUAUAAUAUCUGGAGGUGGAAUGAUUGGUUCAUCUACUGCCUGUGCACUAGCUAAAUCUCCCUUACUGCAAGAUUUGAAAGUGUUACUUAUCGAAAAGGCUCCGAAUCCGUUUUACCAAUCCGAAAAAUUUAGUAACCGGUCUCUGCCUUGAGUCCAGGAUCACAAAGGUUCUUGGAAUCUCUCGGUAUUUGGGAUCACAUGCUGAUAUCAGAUCAAACGUGUCCGGAACAUGAAGGU